AUCCAAACCACGCAAUUUCCUGAACCAAAGAGAGACCAGAAAAUGAUGUAGAAAACAUAAUAUCUACCUCUGUGUGUCCACCAUUUCUGCUUUCAGUUCGGUUGCUCUCUCACUCUCUUUGCCAUGGAAACCUUACUUUCUUCUCACACUCCAUCUCCUCUCCUCAACCCAAAACCUUCCUCUUCAAAAUCCCAUCUGCUACCUUCACUUCAAACAAAACCAGACUCGCUCUCUUUCAUCCCCAAAACCAUCACUUCUAGCCUCAAAAAGCACUCCUUUGAGUCUUUUUCAGUACCCAAUAGCUGGUUCAUUCAUGCCCAACAGGGCCUAGCAGCACUAGCCCUUUCUUUGGCACUCAACUUUAGCCCACUGUUGUACACUGGCAAUGCUCAAGCAUCUGAAUUUGAUGUGCUAUAUGAAGGGCCACCAAAAGAGUCAUAUAUAUUUGAUGAUGCUGGUGUGCUUAGCAGAGUGACUAAGUCUGAUCUUAAGCAGCUGUUAUCUGAUUUGGAAUCAAGGAAGAACUUCAAGAUCAAUUUCGUCACUGUUAGAAAGCUUACUAGCAAAGCUGAUGCUUUUGAGUAUGCUGACCAAGUUCUGGAGAAAUGGUAUCCCUCAAUUGAAGACGGCAACAACAAGGGAAUUGUUGUGCUUGUGACCAGCCAAAAGGAAGGGGCAAUUACAGGGGGCCCGGCGUUUGUCCAAGCAGUUGGAGAAAAUGUUCUUGAUGCCACUGUGUCAGAGAACCUACCUGUCUUGGCGACAGAAGAAAAGUACAAUGAAGCAAUUUAUAGCAGUGCUAAGAGGUUAGUAGCCGCUAUUGAUGGGCUUCCAGAUCCUGGUGGUCCAAGGGCUAAUGAAAAUAAACGAGAAUCCAACUUUAAAAGCAGGGAAGAGACAGACGAGAAGAGGGGACAAUUCACUCUAGUGGUUGGAGGUCUCUUGGUGAUUGCCUUUGUUGUUCCUAUGGCACAAUACUAUGCUUAUGUUUCAAAGAAAUAAAUCAUAACCCUGUUGCUAGACCUGUUUCUCAAAUUAUUUCCACCAGGUUUCGAUAAAACCUGGUGGCACAUAGUUGUACAAAUGUUUGUAAUGUUUUCGACGAGAACCUUGCAACCUGAGGCUACGUACAUAUUUUUGGUUUAUGUUCAUGGGAGGUGUAUUAGAACCA
This is a messenger RNA of Populus euphratica (Euphrates poplar), 1171 nucleotides long. Its product is annotated as UPF0603 protein At1g54780, chloroplastic-like. Lineage: Eukaryota; Viridiplantae; Streptophyta; Magnoliopsida; Malpighiales; Salicaceae. The record is from RefSeq and is a predicted model, not a curated record. Bases 124 to 1002 code for a protein of 292 amino acids. The transcript is spliced from 3 exons.